Messenger RNA from Ficedula albicollis (Collared flycatcher), 2329 nucleotides. It is a transcript of the gene HERPUD2, whose product is annotated as HERPUD family member 2. NCBI's taxonomy places the organism in Eukaryota, Metazoa, Chordata, Aves, Passeriformes, Muscicapidae. The record is from RefSeq and is a predicted model, not a curated record. Gene Ontology annotation, molecular function: protein binding. Gene Ontology annotation, biological process: endoplasmic reticulum unfolded protein response. The transcript is spliced from 8 exons. Bases 184 to 1401 code for a protein of 405 amino acids.
GGGGGGGAUUUCUCUGUGGCUGCGGUUCCCGCACCGCCAGCACGGGAAUGGGCUUCCCUAGCUCCCCCGGGAAUUUCGCCCCCGGCCGCUGAACCCGCCCGGAGUCCCCCCAAAGGUUCGAGCGGCGUCGUGUCCCCGGGGAGGAGGAGAGCGGGGCAGGGCAGGGCCGGCCCCGUGGGCAGCAUGGACCAGAGUGUGGUGAAGCACCCGGUGACCCUCAUCAUCAAGGCCCCCAACCAGAAAUACACCGACCAGACCAUCAGCUGCUUUCUGGAGUGGACUGUGGGGAAGCUGAAGUCCCACCUUUCCAAGGUGUACCCCAGUAAGCCGUCUACAAAGGAUCAGAGACUGGUGUAUUCUGGCAGACUGCUUCCUGAUCAUCUGCAGCUGAAAGAUGUUCUCAGAAAACAAGAUGAAUAUCAUAUGGUUCACCUGGUAUGUACAUCUCGGACACCCCCAAGUUCUCCAAAACCCAGCACCAGUAGAGGUCACGGAGCAUCAACCUCCAGCAGUGGCUCAAAUUUAGAGCGUUCCGGAUCAACUGCUGCCUCACCCACAAACCAAGAAGCUUCUUCUACGUCUUUGAACACUAGUGCAGAUGGAGUGAGGCAUCGUAAUCUUCCACAAGCACACAGCAAUCCCAUGCCAAGCCACCAGUUUCCUUAUUUAAUGCAAGGCAAUAUAGGCAACCAGUUUCCUGGCCAAGGUAUUCCUGCUGGGUUUUCUAUGUAUCCUGCAUUCAGUCCCUUACAGAUGAUAUGGUGGCAACAGAUGUAUGUACGUCAGUACUACAUGCAAUACCAAGCUGCUGUUUCAGCCCAAGUGACUUCCAGCACUGAGCCAGCAAGAUCUGCAGUUGCCCAGGCAGUAAAUUCAGAACGUGCUCCUGCAAAUGAACCUGCGGCAGUGCCAAAUGUAGCUGUCCGGGAGAACAGGCCUGUAAACCAAAAUGUUCAGAUGAAUGCACAGGGUGGCCCAGUAGUGAAUGAAGAGGACUUCAACCGGGACUGGCUGGACUGGAUGUACACAUUCUCUAGAGCAGCAAUUCUUCUGAGCAUUGUAUACUUCUAUUCUUCUUUCAGUCGGUUUGUCAUGGUAAUGGGAGCCAUGCUGCUGGUUUAUUUACACCAAGCUGGAUGGUUUCCCUUUAGACAAGAGGGAGGCCAACAACAGCCAGCCAAUAAUGCAGAAGUGAACCGUGAUGGGCAACAUGCAAAUAAUCCUGAUCUUGAAGAGAUGGAGCGACUUAUGGAUGAUGGGAUUGAUGAAGACCUUGGAGAAGAUGCAGGUGAAGAUGGCAAUACGGAGCAGCAGCCUGGAUUCAUGGCUUCUGCUUGGUCCUUUAUCACAACCUUCUUCACAUCACUGAUUCCUGAAGGGCCUCCACAGGUUGGCAAUUGAAGUGGAAAGGGAACUGUCAGGCAGCCUCAGUAGCCAUAUGUAGAAGUGGAGCAGAUUCUAGAGAGUGUUCUAAAUACAGUGCAAUUUCUGAAAAUCUAUAAUGUUAUCUUUCUGAUCAUGGUGUACAAAAAUGUGUAUUUUUUCUUUUGGCUUUCUCAUGCAUUGAAUAUUUUAAGCACAAGUGGACUACUAAAUGCUUUCUUUAAGAUUCUUCUUUUUCUGAAGAAUAAAAUGUAAAGAUACUGGUCUUCCGUGUUUCAUUUUAAUUUCAAAUGCGUGUUACACUGAGGCAAAGAGCUUGUAUGUAAUCUGCACCAUUACCUCUUUAAAGAGCUGUUAAAAUAUGAAUGUUGACAAACCUUUCCAAAUGCUCUCUCUCUAUCUGAAUAAUAUAUCUUGUGUUUGAUGCAGGGUAUGAAUUCUCACAUGGGAUUUGGAACUUACUUAAUUCCUAAGGGAAUGCAGUUAACACAAGGGUUACUUGUUAAUGCCAUCUUGUCUUCAUGUCAGAAAAUAGUAAGCUUCUUCAUUUAAAAAGCUAAGAGCUUUUUCUUGAGAUUGUACUGACAUUCAUUAAAGUUGGAGAUAUUUGGCAGCUCUUCAAAGAUAAUUGGCAGUGAUGGGAUAAACCUUAAAUGUUUGAUACGUACAGUACUUUUUAAGAAGAAUAUAUCUGUGCUGGGGCAAAACAUGUACAUUAGGGCUUUUUAAUAAAAACUGUUAUGGUAACUCUUUUGGAUGGUUCUAUGCCUAUUUGAAUGCAAAUGGCUAAAUUGUGCCUCCUUGAGAAUAUGAUUGAGAGUGUAAUAAAGUUAUCAUGGUGGCAUUACUGACAUUGACCAAAGUGAUGUGUUUGUAGCAGUGUCUGUACAGUUAAGAGUAUGAUCUCAGCAGCAGACUAUCUGUAUUCUUUACCUUCAUUAACCUA